Molecule: messenger RNA, 9188 nt
Organism: Homarus americanus (American lobster)
Lineage: Eukaryota; Metazoa; Arthropoda; Malacostraca; Decapoda; Nephropidae
Product: tyrosine-protein phosphatase 10D-like
Exons: 30
Coding region: 277-4917 (1546 amino acids)
Biological process (GO): protein dephosphorylation
Molecular function (GO): protein binding; protein tyrosine phosphatase activity
Source: RefSeq, a predicted model, not a curated record
UUUGUGGAGGUCGGGUGUGACAUACGUCGCUGCGGGCUGGAUGUAUCCACUAUGUUUUAUUUAAUUAGAUAGCAUAUGUUUAGUGUUUCAUUUUGAAGAGGAGAAAAUUUUCGUUAGAGUGAGUCAUCAAAAUGUCAGCAGAAGGUAUUGAUAGUCGCUGAAAAUCGAGAAAAGUGUGACCCAGAUCGUUGGGUUGGUGAUGUGCAUACUUGCCCGCAGGGGACCAGAGGUGUGUGUUUUGUUUAUCGCAACUUAUAGAACACACAACACUAUAUCAUGGAUCCCUGGAAGACUAAAUCGAGGAUUAUAGCCUGCUUGUGUAUCCUCUCUACCUUGAUCACGCAGUGUGACGGGGCAGAUGUGGUAAUCCAGAUCCCGCCAGAGCGAGUACGUGACCAAGAUGGCUACUACCGCCUGGACUACUGGCCGCCCCAGGGUAACCCACCGCCCAAUUCCACCUUCACCCCCGCCCAGGUGUCUCAGGGGGUGGAGCUCACCAGGGCACUACCGGGCACCAAGUACGACUUCCAGCUGUACUACACCAACGGCUCCAUUACCGACUACCCCACCUGGACUGCUUCUAUCACCACAGUUCCACCACCACCUACCAACCUAACCAUCCAAGUACGGUCGGGGAAAAGCGCCUUGGUGAGCUGGGAUCCUCCAGUAAUCGGCGGGUACUCUGCCUUCAAGCUUAAAGUGAUCCCUCUCUCGGAAUCCCAAAACAGCAAUAGAAAUGUUGUUAUCUCAGCAGCUCAGUUACCCUUCAACCUCAGAGAACUUAACCCCGGGGCAUCCUAUGAGCUACAGCUAUACACCGUCUACGAGAAUAAGGAAAGCGCUGCCUACAUCUCCUCUAACUUCACUACACGUCCCAAUGCUCCAGGUCGCUUCAUCGUCUGGUACCGCAAUGAAACUACUAUGUUGGUACUGUGGCAGCCGCCCUACCCUGCCGGUAUAUACUCACACUACCGAGUGAGCAUUGAGCCGAGCGACGCGACCAACAGUGUCCAGCAGGUAUUGAAGGAACAGGAGCCUCCAGGACCCGCCCAAGCUGCCUUCCUUGACCUUGUCCCAGGUCGCGCCUACAACAUCACGGUAGAGACGGUAAGCCAGGAUGAGAUCUCGGUGCCCACGACCGCCCAGUACCGCACCAUCCCUCUCCCCCCACGCAACAUCACCUUCGACGCUAGGACUCUCACCUCCCACUCCUUGACCGUCCGCUGGGAGGCUCCUAAGGGCAAAGGGGAGUUUGACAGAUAUCACCUGAAUUUAGGGGUGAAGAAACAGUCCCCACUCAUCAUCAACGCUGACCAGCCGAGAGAGGCGACCUUUGAUACCAACCUAGAGCCAGGCCGCACCUACAACGUCCACAUCAAGACAGUGUCGGGGAACGUAGCCUCCUGGCCCACCAAUGGCAAUGUUACCACGAGGCCGCUGAGGGUGCUGGAUUUGAAGGCAGAAGAAGAAGAUUCAUCCUUAGUGAAGGUGUCGUGGAAGCCUGACCCGGACUCUUCCCAGGACAGUUACAAGGUGGUGUAUCAAGAGGUGGAGACAUACAACGGCGAUUCCCGCACCAACCUGGUCACCGAGACGACUACUGUUGAGGAGCUGGACCCAGGAAGGAACUACUCCAUAUCAGUUGCUGCCGUCUCUAACCACGUGGAGAGUGACCCGGCCUCACGGAUAUAUAUUGCCAUUGAGCCAGCAUCACCCAUCAUAGAGGAGCUACAGCCAAUACCUCGUGGACUGAACAUCUCGUGGAAGAGCGACGUGAACUCCAGGCAGGAAAAAUAUGCCGUGAUCUAUAUUAGAAAUGAUACUGGUGUAGAAGUGACUCGCAAGACAGCCGAUGCCCACGUACUGCUGGAGGACUUGUUCCCGGGUGCCGGCUACGAGAUAAAAGUGUAUGCCAUUUCUCACGGUCUCUGGAGUGAGCCUCAUGUGUACUUCCAGGCAGUGUACCCAAACUCUAUACGGAACCUGACGAUUAUUGACACCACCAACACCUCUGUGAGCCUGGCGUGGCGAGUGCCCAUUGAGUCCCUCUUCACUCAUUAUAUUGUGAGGUAUCGAACUGUUGAGACGUCUAAUUGGUUAGAGUUACCAGCCAUUAACACGACCUCAGCAGUGGUGGACAACUUACAGCCGGGAGAGAGGUACAUAAUCCAGGUUCGCUCCGUCUCUCACCGCGUGGAGAGUUUUACCCCGCAGGAAGUGGAACAAACUGUCCCUCCUAACCCUGUGAGGGGGAUUGAACAUUAUCUAGACUCCCAGAAUAUCACCUUUGAGUGGCCACGACCAGAGGGAAGGAUUGAUAUGUACACUAUUGUUUGGUGGAAUGAUCGCACACCAGAUAGAAAGAAAUUAAAAGAAAUACCUGGUAAUCAAGCAACAGAAGGUAUCAAUCGUAAACUGACAGUUCUUAUUGGAGAGCUGAUGCCCGGAGAACUAUACAACUUCCAGAUUUACACCACAGCCCACGGGUUCAACAGUGAGAAUGUGUCCAUCUCCAGUAGGACAAGACCUGUAAUUACUUCGGAUAUGACGAUUGUCAAUCAGUUAGAAACGCCGUCCUUCACACUGCGCUACACACUAACUCCGGCAGAUGUGGCGACCUUUGACACUUACAGGUUCAUGUUGUCUGAUCCAGCUAUACCCGUAAAGGAGAAAGUGGCUACUGAUGAUGACAGGAAGAUUGUUUUUAAAGACCUGGUGCCAGGCCGACUGUAUAACAUCACAGCCUGGACUGUGUCGGGAGGUGUGACAAGUCAGCCACUUGUACGCCAGGACCGCCUCUACCCGGAGCCGGUCUCAAACAUCACAGCCACUUAUAUAUCUGACACUGAUAUUACCCUCACCUGGACUAAGCCAAAGGGAGACUAUAGUUCAUUUGAGGUACAGUACCUGAUUGGAGAUGAACUGAUCACUAACCGCACCACCGACGACUCCAUGACCUCCAUCACCAUCACGCGCCUUCGUCCCCAUCGCAACUACACGUUUACCGUCCUCACACUUGCUGGCAGCCUGGACCGCAUCAUUGAGAGACGGUCCAAGCCGGUAUCAGCCACAUUCUCCACUAGAGAAAGCACACCUGGAAAGGUGGCCCAGUUUGCCGCAAAAGAAGUGAAGCCUAACAAGAUUACCUUUAGGUGGUCAUUACCUCCAGAUGAACAAAAUGGCAUUCUCUUAGGUUUCAACAUCAAAUAUGGAAUAAAGGGAUCCCCAAAGACUAAAGAUAUUCACUUUGCUCCAGAUGAACUUGAGGGAACUCUUACAGGACUUUCCCCUGGACAAACAUAUGCUUUUGAAAUACAAGCAAGAACUAAAAUUGGUUCAGGUCGUGUCAAGUACUUGGAGCAGGUGAUGCCAAUUUUGGCCCCACCAGAACCCAGCCAUCAAGUUUUCCCCACCGAGGUUUCUCGCACGUCUUCCACCAUUCGUAUCCGAUAUCGUAAAAAUUACUUUUCCAAUGAAAAUGGACCAGUUAUUGGAUAUACCAUUAUUGUAGCUGAGGAUGACUCAAAGAUUUCUAGAGGGAUAGAGAUGCCAGCUUGGCAAGAUGUACAGAACUAUAAAAUUUGGCCGCCUUAUCAGGUAUCUCAACCAUACUACCCCUUCAACAUCACAUCUGUUGAAGAUUUUGAUAUUGGCACUGAAAAGGAUUGCACGAAACGUACUGACUUCUGUAAUGGGGAACUCAAACCAGGAACCACGUAUAAAGUCAAGAUUCGUGCUUAUACAUCCAGGGACAAGUUUGCUGAUACUUACUUCAGCCAUCCCAUAACUACUGAAACUGUCAGGUCCAAUGUGGUGUUGGCGGUGGCUGUCCCUGUGCUUGUCAUUGUGCUGGUGGUGGUGGUGGUGAUGAUCAUGAGGCAUCGCAGAGUGUGUCUCUUCCCCAAGAAGGCAAUGGACACAAGUAGAAAAGAUGGUGACUUGCACUCCCUUCCUGAAUCUCUCAUUGAAACAAGUCGACCAGUCAAACUGAAGGACUUUGCAGCACAUUAUAGGUUUAUGGCUGCUGACUCAGAAUAUCACUUUUCUGAAGAGUAUGAAGCACUCAAGCAUGUUGGGCACGACCUCCAGCGGAAUGCUGCUGAUGUACCUGUCAACCGACCUAAAAAUCGAUUUACUAAUAUUCUUCCAUAUGACCAUUCUCGCUUCAAGCUGCAGCCCACUGAUGAUGAAGAAGGCACUGAUUAUAUCAAUGCAAAUUAUGUACCAGGAUAUAAUUCACCAAGAGAAUUCAUAGUGACACAGGGACCUUUACCAUCAACGCGAGAUGACUUCUGGAGAAUGUGCUGGGAGAGCAACUCACGAGCUAUAGUCAUGCUUACACGAUGCAUUGAAAAGGGUCGUGAAAAGUGUGACCACUAUUGGCCCUAUGAUACUCAGCCCGUGUAUUAUGGAGACAUUCAGGUGACCAUCCUCAAUGAGAGUCAGUUUCCGGACUGGAAUAUAUCAGAGCUUAGAGUGUGCAAGGGAGACAUAUGUCGAGUUGUCCGACACUUCCACUUCACUACCUGGCCAGAUUUUGGUGUUCCUGAGCCGCCUCAAACACUUGUUAGAUUUGUACGAUCAUUUAGGGAGCGAGUCGGCCCUGACCAGAAGCCCAUUGUUGUUCACUGCAGUGCUGGUGUUGGCCGGUCGGGGACUUUCAUUGCCUUGGACCGCAUUCUGUUCAGCCUCCGCACCUGUGACUACGUGGAUAUAUUUGGUAUUGUGUAUGAAAUGCGUCGUGAGCGAGUAUGGAUGGUACAAACAGAGCAGCAGUAUAUAUGUAUACAUCAGUGUCUUCUGGCUGUGUUGGAGGGAAGAGAAAAUGAACAUUCUGUGACUGAAAUCCACGACAACCAAGGAUUUGACGGGGUGAAUAGAAUGGUGAUGUCUGGAGUUGCCUCAAAGAAAAGAUGAUAUUCUUUCCUUCUGCUGCUGCCAUACCUGGAUGAUGAGGGAAUAGCAGAGUCGGGCAUGUGACAGGAGGCCUAUGGGCUGCAACCAUUACCAACCUAUGUAAAUUUAGAUUUAAAAUGACUACCACAGUCUAGUUGCUAAGUAGCUCCUAUGGAAAGUGAUGUUUAAACUAACUUAUGAACUCCCAAUUAGAACCUGUAGAAAUUGACACCUGGCAUCCUGGGUUACGUGCCCUAGAGAGUAGUAGGAUCUGGUAAUACUUAACAAUGAUGGUUGUGUGUUAGUGAUUAAUCUAGUGCGAAAAUAUAUGGAAAGAGAAAUUUACAAAUGUAAAUACUCAACUUUACCAGUAGAUUUGACAACCUGUACUGUAUAGUACUAUAGACAGAUACAUGCAGUGUUAAUAUUUAAUCUCUACUGGUGCAUGAAGGAAAUUUUACCAGAGAUAUAAUUUCUAGGAAAUAACUCUACCUCUUUAAACAUUGAAAUAUUAUAGUGAUGACUGAUGCCACAGUUGUUGAGCACUUGUGGUGAGACGGGUGCAUCACUGUAUGGGUACAGUACUUACGUGAGGUGGUCACUUCAGCAUCACCUGUGCAGUAAAGUUGCAUCUGAUGCUAAAAGACAAUAUAUGAUAAAAUUACUGACUUGGUAAUCAUGGAAAUAACAUGUACCUCGUGCCAUUUUGUCUCAGAGUUUGUCCGAGUGUUUAUAUGACAACUCACAAAGACUUAAAAGGAGAAACGUGAAUCCGUCCUUAUGUAUUUGUAGUAAUAUUUUAUUUUGUAUUUUUUCCCUUCAUAUUAUAGUUAUUUUUUAUAUAUACUUAUAUAAUUUUGUCUAUUUUGUAUUUUAUCUAGCUUAUGGUGUUCUACAUAGGUUGUUAUAGAGACACAUUUAAUCUAAAAUAUACUGACGUGUGUUACAAGAGAUUGUUGAUAAUUCUCUUGUAUUUUUAGCUGCUGUCUCUUGCAGGUCUACCUGGGGUAUAUUAUUCCAAGAAGCCAUAAGUUGAUGAGUAAAUUAUGGGUCACUGUUAUGUGAUUAAAUUAAGAAGUACUGUACCUACAAGUACUGUACACUUCCAAGCAUCUAAGAAAUAAGUUGAUCAAAGGACUGCCAUCAUCCCUUUAUUUCUUUUUACACAUGUUCUGUUUUCUUACACUCAACAGUUGAUGACUCAUCCACUUAAAUAAUAACUAAAUCAACAUGGUAAAUCAUUUAACUAUUGUUGUGAUCAAUUCUUCCAGCUUCAUUAAUACAUGUUGAGUCUUUGUACAUGUUGUCUCAGACCUUUCCUGAAACCUUCUACACUUGUCCUGGAUAAUUCUCUUUAGUUAUUUUCCCCUUUUCUUAGAUGUUUUUGUAUCCCUUGAUUUAUCUUCAUACAGAGGAAGAUGUCUGAAGAUAAUGGAUGAAAUAGAAUAAUCAAAGAUGUGAAAUAAACAAAUAUUUAUUUUGGCUUGGUGCUCAAAAUUCUGGGAAUGAUGACAACUACCGAUAAUAUCUGUUUUAUGAUUCUUUAAAUUUCAUUCAGUAGUGAUUGAAUAUCUUCGCUGAAAUGCAAUUAAACAAUUUAGUAAAUGUCAUGACAACAUAUUUUGAGUGACAUAAUUUAUACAGUGUGUCUCCAUACCGUAAGUUGGCAGCCCAUGUAAUCAUACCCAUAAUUGUAUGUAUUUUUAACUGGUGAAAAUUUUAAUGAUAAUCUCAUGUGUUGGUGUAAGUCCUGGCUGGUGGCACAACUGCACGUGAGAUGUUGAUUUUUUUUGUGUGUAUGGGGGGUGGGGAGGGGGUAAUUUCAUAUAUCAGUAUCUAGUCCUUAUGAGAAAUGGUAAAUGAAUGGGACCAUGGUUGAACGACCCUCUUUAGUUGUGCUGUACUCUUGCCAACAAAGGUCCUAUCGUCCUAUCACCUCACUUGCCUCUUCUUGAACCUAGAGUUUCAGAGACCUCACAGGUUUCUGAAUCUCUAGGUUCAUGAAGAGGCAGGUGAGGCAACAUUACUCUUGUGGGUGAGUGUACAUUAUUUAUAGAAGUAUACGUACUUAUUUUGUACAUGAGUUUAAUACAAUGGGUUGACUAUUGUAUUUAUAACUGGAACUGUAAUUAUUAUUAUUAUUAUUAUUUUAGAAUUGACUACACAGUAUGUAUGUAUGUACUUUAUAAGGCCCUUGAGUGAGGACAAUGGAAUCUGAUAGAAUCACUCAUUAAACCACAAUUUCACUUGAGAUCAAAGGUUCCCAGUAUAGUGGAGAGUUACUGGCCACAGCAACACAAACUGCAUGCAAGGCGAAAUAGGCAGAGGAUGAUGCCAACCUAGAAAAGCUGUCAUUUUAUUUUCUCUAGAACAGAAGGUUGAACUAAUCAACCAUUUAAAUUUUCAUGACAGAGCAGAGUAAAUAUCACUGCUGAGGCUUGUAGAGGGAUGUGUAGUGUUUCUGGGUGUUGUACAAGUGUAGGAUAAUAAUUUAUGACCUUUAAAAUCCCUUAUUUCUUUAUAAGAAAAAUUUAUUUUUGGGAAUAUACAAGAAUGUCUUUGGAGCACACACACACACACACACACACACACACCUGUUUAAGAAGUUAACUUUGCCUAAGAAUAAUUUAGCAGAGAACAUGAGCCUGCAGCACUUAAUUGUGUUCUCUCUCAGGGGCCUACUGUAUACAGUAUUCACUUGAAUUCAGAGGACACAUGAUUCAUAUAAUAUGAGGCAUCCAGUGUAGCACGGACUAACUUGUCACCCCUUCGAAAAUCUCUUUUCUAUCUUGCUAAAAUUUCCCAGGCUUUAUCUUUUGAUCAGACCAUUGAAAUAUAAGGUAGUGUGUUCCACGUAAUGUGGUUAGAAAAGUGCCAGUCUGUAGUGAAGUUGUAAAACUUUAGGUCGUUUACUCAAAAUUAUGUUUUCGUUAGUUUGUCUGUGAUGCACUAGAUGCCUUAUAUGCAGGUAAUUUCUAGGGAACAUGAAAAGAUCUGAGUACUUUCAUGAUUUUUCACAUCUUUGGGGAGUACAGUACAGUCAUGUGCUCCCUAAAGAUGUGAAUAAUCAUGAGAACAAUUGGAUAUUUUUGUUUAUGGUUCCUAGUGGUUACCAGCCUUGAACAUGUACUGUAUAUACUAUAUGGUACAGUAUACUGUCGUCAAAAUACCAUCUAUGUAUCUAAGACUGAUCAAUGUCUGGAUUGUUGACUGUUGUUGUAGGAGGCAAUAGUUCUCAAGAUUUUACUUUUGAAUAUUCUCAUCUUUUAAUGUAAAAUGUCAUAUAAAAUUCGUAGCAUAUAUUAUGCUUUAAACUGUGUAACAUUUUUCAUACUAAGUGUCAGAUUACAAUGUAUAGAACUGAUUAUCUUUGCUUUUUUCUCUGAUUUUGCAAAUGCUUUCCUACCUUGCACCAAUGUUAAUUUUUGUAUAGUUAUAAACAUCUGUCUGUGGACAUGUAAUAAAAGUAACAAAAUUAAAGUUUAGAAUCCUUGUAAAUUUAUUUAAUAAUGCAAUUAACAGGUUUGCAUCAGCUUACCUCAUAAGUUCGCUCAAUGGAAAAAGGUUAAACCUAAGUUUUAUAUUUUUCAUAUAAUCUUAAAGUGAAGUGUUCUGUGUUGCUAAAAUGUGUGUUGUAUAUAUAGUUGUAUUUUUAUACACAAUAUUAAUGUAAAUAUUUUUGUGUACAGUAAAUUGUCUGGAUGAAAGAUGAGACAUUUAUAUUGACUAUGAAUGACUUCCUGAACCUCACUGAUAUAAAGUUGUAUUUCUUGACAAUUCAUUAAAAUCAGAUGAAAUUUAAAAAACUUUGAAAAGAAUCUGCUUCAUUGAAUGAUGCUGAUGAUUGACUUAAAAUAAACAUAAUGGUUUAUUUUACAUAAGAAGAGCUAAUACUACUGUAUUUGAUAAAAUUACUAGUACAGUAUUUCAGUAAACUGUAGAUGCUGAUGCAGUACAGUAUAUAGGAAAAAAAUAUAAUUUCUGAUCCUUGACAGGGAAAUCUUGCUGCCUCUGUCUCACAUUGUGUAUUGUUUUUAACUAGUUUAACUUAUUUUUCAUUCUGAUUACUGAAAGUUAUGUUUACAAGAAAUUAAAUGAAUUUGGGUGUUUUUAUGGUAUAUUUUAUAUAUGACUCAUUGUAUAAUAGUAUAUACUGUACUGUAUUAUCGACUUCACAAAGCCUGUCCAUUAUCUCUUUGUUUAACUCUGGGUAACCUAAAGUUGAACAUAUACUCACAUGUAUAUAAGAUCAUAUUUAUAGAUCUUGUUAACAAUGAAAAUGUUACUGAGAA